Messenger RNA from Vicia faba (fava bean), 468 nucleotides. NCBI's taxonomy places the organism in Eukaryota, Viridiplantae, Streptophyta, Magnoliopsida, Fabales, Fabaceae. The record is from the annotation of a GenBank genome assembly.
AUGCCAAAUUCAGAAAUACAGAGAGAUGUAGAAGAAGAAGACGGAGACAAGAGGAAAACGGAAUCUCUAGAAAGCAAGGGAAAGGAGCGCUCACCUAAAGCAUUCGUAACAUUUACCUCUGGUUUUCUUAUAAUUUUGUCGCUUGUGAAGAGUUGUCGGAGCACUUCCGGCAAGGUUAGGAAAAUAUUUAGGAUCGGAGGUGGAUCUUGGACUCAAACGAGACUGAAGAUGAGUUUACGAGGAGGAGACGAAUCCGACGGUUUGAAGGAUGAGGUUGGAGCGAUGUCGUGUGAUAGUCGGAUUUGUCAUAGUGACAGUGUUAUGGUGAAUCUGAUCGGAGAAGAAUCAUCGUUGCGCUCGAGGGAUGAAGGAGUUUGUACAGGUGUGGCUGAGAUCGAAGGAACGAUAGUGUUUUUGGUCAUUGAAGAAGAUGAAGGUGUCAUUCGCAGCGGUGGUUUGAGAGGAUGA